Messenger RNA from Mya arenaria, 2831 nucleotides. RefSeq lists its product as uncharacterized. The record is from RefSeq and is a predicted model, not a curated record. The coding region runs from base 184 to 1716 and encodes 510 amino acids. NCBI's taxonomy places the organism in Eukaryota, Metazoa, Mollusca, Bivalvia, Myida, Myidae. The transcript has 11 exons.
ACAGAAAGUAGCUACUAUAAAUGUUCUUAUAUUUGCCAUAGAACACAAUACAACAGUAAUAUAAAAAAGGAUUUGGAAAACUCUCAUUCCAGGACAGUGAUAAUUUAAACACCGGCAAUAUCGUUAGUAAUUAGGUAUCGAAAAAACGAAAAGUACCACACAGCUGAGUUAGUGAAUACCGCUAUGGAGAUGCUUCGAGCUGCACUUUUGAUUGUAGUAUACGUUGGAACGGUAAAAAGUGCGACUGUUUGUGGUAUAAGACAAAUAGAUACAAAUAAAGAAAUAUGCUGCGGACAAAAACCUCAUAGAAGGUUUGAAGAAGGACACGAGUUAGGAUGCUUUCAAGACAUGGUUUUUGACAAAACUGUUAUGGUUGUUUGUGGAAGUCGAUUGGAAAAAAGAACAAUUGUGGAAAGGGAAUACUCGAAAGACUUCUUCUGCUGUUUUGGCCAGUUUCAUGCAAAGAACAAAUAUGACAUUAAAGGAUGUUGCCAUGGUGAACAGGAGCGUAUAUACACGCACAAACGCCAAGCGUGUUGCAGUGGUGUUGUGGUUGAUCGCAAGGUUAGAACAGCUCAAGUGUGCCACGGAACGACACUGAUAGAUAGGAAUGCGAGACGACCUAGAUUACUUCAAUGCACAGGACCAAACGGACGAAAAACAGGUUAUGACACAAGCAGCUAUGUUUGCUGCAAACAAACCGGUUUGAUUUUAGAAAAACCAGGACCAGGGCCAUAUUUUUGUCACGAUGAUGACGUUUAUAAUUCCUAUCAAAUGCAACUGUUACGUUUAGAGAAUGGCACUGAUAUUGUUGUCCAGAAAGGCAUUACAAUGUGUGGGAACGCUUUUAUCACAACAUCAAGUCCAUUUAGUGACAUCUACUGCUGUGACGGUGUUAUCCAUCACGUAGGAAAGAGCGACUGGAAUACGAUGGAAUGUUGUGGGACAAAGAUGUAUAACUACACAAGCCAAUCAUGCUGCAACAAAGUUAUUCUCAACAGUGAUACGGGCUGUUGCAACGGACAUACACCUUACAUUCUGAUGGCCGAAGACUGUUGUGAAAAUAAGGUCAUCGACAGAGCCGAGGAAUUGUGUUGUAGAAACAACAUUGUAAGGAAGAAAUAUCCUUCUCACUACGGGUGUUGCAAGAUAGACCAUGCAUGGACAACCUACAACGAACUAAAUCCUCCAGUUGAGUGUCUUUUGACACAUCUGAGACAUACAUUUAACACCAAUCCGACAAGACAAAAAAGGUUGGGUGGGAAUCAAAACAUAGCAAGUGAAACUACAGGGAGAAGCCCAUUAGAAAAAUGCCCAUUUACAGAAUGUUUCGAUAGAGAACAGAAACAACGUAGAGUCUGCAGAAAACUAUUUGAGCUGGACAUUUAUCUUGACGGCGUAAAUAUUACUAAUGAUGGGUCAACUCUUCAUAUAACACUUAUCCAGCCUGAUGCAUUUGUCAACAAGAAAUUCCAGCUAUCUCUACCAUACAUAUGCCCAUGUCUCGAAAGGGGCCAUGUUUACACGGUAUUUACCAGCAAGGGAUGGGUUCGAAAAUUGACAGCAGACAGAACUUUUGAAUCUUCAAACUAUCCAACAAUAAACAAAAAGGAUUUUCUAGUAAAAAGAGGAAGUGGAGCGGACUCAUUUGCAUGUACAAUAAGGCGAAAGCAUUCCGCUUUCUACAAUUCAUGGAGAGGGUCGCCAGUUCUGUAGUUAAAAAGAAACAGAUAUUUUUACGGUAUAGGAGUACGAACCAGUAAUAUAGUUGAUGAAAAGAUAAAAAAAGAUGAAGAAAGCAAUCCUAAUCAUGGAUCAACAUGAACCUUUAAAGAGCAAGAGUUUAUGGAAGGUUAUUGAACCUCUCGGAAAGAGUAGUCUGCCGAUUCGCGACCUGACAGCUUCUUGCUUGUAAAAGCACUUAAAAUAAGACGGUGUAUUGUGACUGCUUACACAUAAGCAGAUGGUGAAGACAUUUCUCCCUGAUAUGAAUCACUCUCAAUUCUAUUUCCUUGGUUAAAAGCUUGAUGUCAAUUUUUGUCUGAUUCUGCGACAUUAUGGGAGAGACGAACAUUUCAUCAAUAGACUACCACAUCUUAAAUAUUUUAUUUUUAUUUUUUAUUGCAUUAUGUCAUCCGAAAUUAUUGCUUUUGAUUUAAAUAUUUUAAAUCAACACAUCAUAAUACACAGAAUAGGGCAUAUUUUGUAUAAUUUACCCGAAUUCAUUAUUUAAUUGUAUGAAUAAUCAAAUAACUAUAACAUGUACUUUUACUUCCAGGCAGCAGAAACAAUAGGGCAUAAUUAUGAUGCAAUUAAGUUUAACUAUAGAUGAGCGAAUAAUUCUUGCCAUUAUUCAUUUGUCCAUGUAUGUCAAUGACUUUGAAGAUAUUUUACAUUUACACGGCAUUGGAAUUAUCAUGCUACCGAUUUUUGGCUAAUUUGUACUGACGACCUAGUGUGUGUUUGCUCAUUCGGCGGAAGAAUUUCAUUCUAGCUUAUUAAUCACUGAGUAUUGUAUUAGACUUUAAAGAUUAAUUUAGAAAAGAAAAGAACAAACGUUGGCAGAAUUCCAGAUGGUUUACGAAUUAAAAUGAUGAUUACAAUAUAGAUAGUGAAAGAAUUUAAACAGUGUCACUGAGUAGCAUGAUGGAUUAGUAUGUGGUCACCUAACCGGACAAGUUGGUUUCCUAUGGGUCCUCCCCCCAUCGGCAAAAGCACACUGUUGCGUAUCAUUGUGCCAAAAAGAGUUAUUGAUAUAGUGUUGUAUUUGCUAUUUUUUAUUAUUUAUGCUGUAUUGUUUGUAUGGGCGUGUUUUAAAAAAUAAAUAUGAU